AUGCAAAAGUCUAUGCGAGAGUUGAAGACUGGUUGGUCCUUGAAGCAGGCGGGUGAUGUUUCUAAUGAGUGUUGGAUUCCCGUGAAAAAGGUUCCCAGUCAAGUCCACAUUGAUCUCAUUGCAAACAAAAAAAUUCCGGAUCCAUUCGUGGACGCUAAUGAACUUGCGGUGCAAUGGAUCGCAGAGAAGGACUGGGUUUAUCGCACCAAGUUCACGGCACCGUCCUCCGAAGGUACCACGACGGACCUGAUAUUCCUCGGGCUAGAUACCUUCGCCACUGUGACUCUGAAUGGAACCACAAUCUUAGAGUCGGAGAACAUGCAUACUUCACAUAGGGUGAAUAUCUCCGAGCUUCUUCGUGCUGGCCAAGAGAAUGAUCUUCAGAUUGUGUUUCAAUCCGCACUUCUCCGUGGUCGAGAGCUGGUCGAUCAGCACCCUGAGCACAUCUUUCACGUGCGCCAGACUGAAGCAAGUCGCAUCCCUGUACGUAAAGCGCAGUACAACUGGGGCUGGGACUGGGGUCCUAUUUUGAUGACUGCGGGACCUUGGCGGCCCGUUGUACUUGAGCAGUACACUGCUAGGAUCGACGAUGUAUGGACACAAUACGAGAUAUCUGCAGACAACAAAUCUUGCUCUGGAACCCUGUACGCGCGAGUGGGGGCAGGUACACAGGAGGGCGACACUGUCAUUUUGUCCCUGUUUAACGCGGACCAGGCGGCCUUCGAGCAGAAGUGCCACAUUGGAGCUGAUGGGGUGGCAAAGGCCGCUGUGCAGCUUGCUUCCCCCUCUCUCUGGUACCCCCACGGUUAUGGAUCGCAGUUCCGCUACCGACUGUCCGCUUGCCUCAUCCGCGGGAAUACCAGACUAGACGAGCAGACCAAACUUGUUGGGUUCCGGCGGUGCCAACUAGUGCAGGAAAAAGACGAGUUCGGCAAGUCUUUCUACUUCCGCAUCAACGGUAUCGAUGUAUUUGGUGGUGGGUCGUGCUGGAUCCCCGCCGAUAGUUAUCUUGCCCAAGUAUCCAAGCAUCGUUAUCUCGACUGGAUGAAACUCAUGGUGGAGUCCAACCAAAUAAUGAUCCGUGUAUGGGGCGGUGGAAUCUAUGAGGACGAUGCCUUCAUGGAAGCAUGCGAUACGCUGGGCAUCUUGAUCUGGCAUGACUUUGCCUUCGUCUGCGCCAGCUACCCAGUCUAUCCGCGCUUCCUUAAAUCCAUUGAGGAAGAAGUACGGCAAAACAUUAGGAGGCUGAGAUCUCACCCAUCCUUGGUAAUCUGGGCUGGAAACAACGAAGACUAUCAGGUCCAGGAGAGGUAUAAGCUUGAGUAUAAUCAGGAUGAUACCGACGCGGACUCGUGGCGGCAGUCGACCUUUCCGGCCAGGUAUAUAUAUGAGCAUUUGCUGCCGAAAUGGGUGCAAGAAGAGGACCCGUCUUGCAUCUAUCAUCCUGGAAGCCCUUGGGGCGAUGGCAAACACACAACGGACCCAACUGUGGGCGAUAUUCAUCAAUGGAAUAUCUGGCAUGGCCAAAUGAGCAGAUAUCAAGAUUCUGCUAACCUUGGCGGUCGUUUCGUGAGCGAGUUCGGAAUGGAAGCCUAUCCCCACCUUCAGUCCCUUCGUCGAGUCAUUACAGACCCACAGCAACAGCACCCUGGCUCAAUGAUGAUGGACUUCAGAAACAAAGCUGCGGAUCAUGAGCGCCGCUUGAUGACCUAUGUUGCCGAGAACUUCAUUGUGCCAUCCGAUCUCGCAUCCUUUACCCACGUCACGCAGGUCCUCCAAGCUGAAACGAUGCGGUAUGCAUACAAGGCCUGGAGGCGGAAUUGGGGACAACCAGGAGCUCGACGAUGUGGCGGUGUGCUCGUGUGGCAGCUGAACGAUUGUUGGCCAACUAUGUCUUGGGCAAUUGUCGAUUACUACUUGGUUAAGAAGCCCGCGUUCUACGCCAUAUCUCGAGCUUUGAGGCCACUUGAUGUGGGUAUAUCUCGUAGCUGCCCGGUGUGGACUUCAGGUCAUGCCGAUCCAAUGUCUACCAACUCAUGCGAGUUCGAUCUGUGGGUUGCGAGUAGCCUUCAAGAGGCAGUUGAAGUUCAGAUAAAGACCAGAUUUAUUUCCAUAAGGUCGGGUAAGUUGGUUAGUGAGACUAUCGAUAUCACAACGGUAGCAACCCCCAACUCCACAACAGAGAUCCUCGAAAAGCACCGCGUGAAGGUGUCUAUGACUUGUGAGGAUGGGGACUACAAGAACCUGGAUCCGUUCAUCAUUCAUGCAGAGUUAUAUGUUGAGGGACUGCUUGAAGCAGCUGACACUGUUUGGCCGCAGCCCUUGAAGUAUCUGGACUUUGCGAACCGGAAUGUCAGGGUUGAAGGCUCUCCAUCCCAAGGAGAGAUCACUGUCUCGGCGGAUCUUCCGGUCAAAGGGUUCGUGUUUGAGGAAAUGGAAGGCUUGAAGCUUAGCGACAAUGGGUUUGAUCUUAUACCCGGGGAGAAGAAAAGAAUUACUUUGAGUGGAAAAGGUGUAACAACCAUGGAACUCCCGUGGACAUAUGUUGGUGCAAAGCCACUCCAGCUGGGAAAAAAUCCUAAACUAUGA
Molecule: messenger RNA, 2589 nt
Organism: Penicillium verrucosum
Lineage: Eukaryota; Fungi; Ascomycota; Eurotiomycetes; Eurotiales; Aspergillaceae
Product: beta-mannosidase
Exons: 3
Coding region: 1-2589 (862 amino acids)
Biological process (GO): glycoprotein catabolic process; carbohydrate metabolic process
Molecular function (GO): beta-mannosidase activity
Source: RefSeq, a predicted model, not a curated record